CAUCGAGCCCACCUAGCCGCUGCCUCCUCCUCGCACACCCGCCCCCGUUCUAGAACCCUAGCCGCCCCAUCCCCGUGCCUUCCCGUGCUCGCUCCUCCCCUCCCUUUCCAGCUGCCACUCCCCUCCCCUCCCCGGUCUCUGUUCCGCCGUCAUCGCCAUUGCCACUACUGGCCAUCACCAUCGCCGGGAGGAGGCCGAGCGAAGCGGGCCGCUUGUACUGGAGACCAAGCCGCCUCUCCCUCCCGCGCGGUCGCGGCUUCCUCCUGCCCCACGUCGUCGUCCCUGCCCCAACCACCGCACCCUCUCCCUCCCCCUACCGUCGGCCUCUCCCCAGGCGGCGGCCAGAUCUGCCACCGCCACCUCUCCUCUCUCUCUCUCUGAUGUGUUUCGAUCUGUUUCAGGAACAAAUGUUGCUGCUAGCCUUGUAGUUAGUUAUGUGUUGUGUGUCAUUCUUUGACUGACUGCAAAUCAGUGUUCUGUAGGAGUAUAUGCCAUGUUAUAGAAAGAAGGUGCUCAAGUUGAACAUCUUUUGGUGCAUUUUUUGUUUCAACAACUGACACAUGUUAUGUUGGGUUCCCACUGAAGUGCAUAGACAAUGCAUUAUGAGGCAUCAUGAGUGGUAACGAAUAGCUCUUCGGGGGAUGCGGGCCCAAUGGGGUGUGUGCAUGCCUUCGCGGGUUCGUGCCUCGGUUGCUCCAGUGCUUGCUAUUACGCUCGACUUCCUAUUGUUAGUUGUAACCCACUUGCUUCGAUUUCCUCGUGGUAGUACCCCAUCAGUUUGAUGGAGAUCACUGAGCUGCGGGUUGGAACUGAUCAGUUCAUGUCCUGAGCCUUUAUAGCUUAGUUAUUGGGGCCUCUGGAGCGAUGGUGGUGGUGAAUCCCACAAGUUUCUGGUUGUUAAUAUUCCCUUACUUUGUCUAUUGUGAUUUGUCAACUAUCCUGGUUAUUAUCAUUCGCUUUAUGGCUAGAAAUGCUUGCACCUAUUUGGUGGUUAUAAUUGUCAGCCUUUUCCUUUUACUUGGCUUGUGGCUCACAAUUGGCAGUUGAUGAUACAUAUAUUUAGCACCUAAUUAAACAUCUUUUGUGGCAUGACAGGUUAAUUGAGAAUUCUUAUGAUUGUGUAGAUGUAUAUAAAGUUCCACGUACAUGAAUCUCCACUCAUCUGGUAAGAUUCCAAGCCAGACUAAUAUCGAAGCAAUUUCUGUUAAAGAUUUCCUGACCACCAUACUAUUAUGAAAGCAUUUUCUGACACGAGGUUGCAUCUUAAAAGUUGGGUGCUUGAUAAUUUCUCCAGGUUGAGACCCACUACACGAGUCUACCAUGUCUUUGAGAAAUAUAUGGGUGGCCUAAUUACGAUUUUGUUUCUCUGCAUUAUGUAAUUCAGGUUCAUGUAUAUUGCAGGUGGAUGAGCACAAUAUGAAACAUCGACAUCCCUAUUGCAUCCUUCCGAAGCACUAGCCCCUCUCAAGUUUAUAGGAAGUUGCUGAAAUCAAAGAGGAGCAGCAAAAGAUCGAUGAGGCUGCUAAAAUCAUGCAAGAUGUUGUUCAUUGAAGGGGUGCCACUUGGCUGGCAGCAGGAAGUAAGCCAUCAACAUCAUCAAGAUCCGCUUGAAGGACAACACCAUGGAAGAUGCUCAAUGACCAGAUCGUCGUCCUCUCCGAGAGGAGGGGCCAGCUCAAGCAGCAUUGAAGGGGUGCCACUUGGCUGGCAGCAGGAAGUAAGCCAUCAACAUCAUCAAGAUCCGCUUGAAGGACAACACCAUGGAAGAUGCUCAAUGACCAGAUCGUCGUCCUCUCCGAGAGGAGGGGCCAGCUCAAGCAGCAUUGAAGGGGUGUCACUUGGCUGGCAGCAGGAAGUAAGCCAUCAACAUCAUCAAGAUCCGCUUGAAGGACAACACCAUGGAAGAUGCUCAAUGACCAGAUCGUCGUCCUCUCCGAGAGGAGGGGCCAGCUCAAGCAGGUUGCCGCUGGAACUAGAUGGGGUCUCCAGCCAGCCGCCAUGUGGCUUGCAGUAGCGGUUGAUGCAAGUUAUCCUUACAUACGUAUAAGGGUCUUAGUACUUACUUAGUAUGACAAAGUGAAGAUAGAACUGAUGUAUUGAAUUAUUAAUGGGGUGGUUUCGAUGAGAACUGAAACCUUUUGCUUUCAAGGUUGGACACUGAUAUGAACUGUGAGUAUUUAAUAGAGAAAUUCAGUUCAUAUGGAUCAAAACGAAGGCAUGUAGUACCUCACAUGGACAGUGAUUAUUUGCCCAUUGUAGUACUUCAAAUUUGAUGAAGAAUUUAUUUCACGACUGAGACAUGGGAUUUGGAGAAUCUCAGUUCUGACAUGUAUAUUAAUCACCUUUAUUUUGUCAUGGUACUGAAUGUUCUGAUAUGGCACUAUAUGUUUUGUUUA
This is a messenger RNA of Triticum aestivum (bread wheat), 2396 nucleotides long. RefSeq lists its product as uncharacterized. The record is from RefSeq and is a predicted model, not a curated record. The transcript has 6 exons. The coding region runs from base 1514 to 2014 and encodes 166 amino acids. NCBI's taxonomy places the organism in Eukaryota, Viridiplantae, Streptophyta, Magnoliopsida, Poales, Poaceae.